Messenger RNA from Danaus chrysippus (African queen), 678 nucleotides. The record is from the annotation of a GenBank genome assembly. Lineage: Eukaryota; Metazoa; Arthropoda; Insecta; Lepidoptera; Nymphalidae.
AUGACAAGUGUAUCUACAACAUUUUUACUUGUAACUGCUUUCGCCCAGCGAGCCGAAUGUCGCAAGCGCAUUGUUGUGUUGUCAGCUGCCUUGGCGCUUGUCGCUGCUCUUCCACAGAGAAGAGUUUCAUUAAAGCCCGAAGGAUCGAACGACCAACAGGCUGCUGAACAAAACUAUAACAACUACCAACAACAACAAGACUACAGACAACAACAACCCAUAGAGGACUUCAGACCCAAGGUUGUACUUGAGACUAGUACUUACGUUCCCAUCAUCCGUUUUGAUAAAGAACAAGGCACCGAUGGCAGUUACAGAACAGCAUAUGAAACCGGUAAUGACAUCCAAGCUGAAGAGCAAGGUUUCUUGAGGAACGUCGGUGAAAAUAAUGACAUACCGGCCUUAGUCCAACAAGGUUCAUACUCGUACGUUGCCCCUAACGGUGAAAAAAUCAAUGUCGAAUAUACUGCUGACGAGUUCGGCUUCAGAGUCAAGGGCGAUCAUAUCCCAACUCCACCUCCAGUCUCUCCUGAAAUCCAAAAGGGACUUGACCUGAUCUACGCUGGUAUUAAAGCCAAUCAGGAGCGCGUCGCAUUGGAAGCUAAGAACAACCCUGAAGCAGCCAAGGCUAACGAAGAGAGAGCUAUUCUUGACUACAAAGGUCUUUACUACGGAAACUAA